AUGCAGACCCCCGACAAGCCUGCCUCGCUGCUCACGCCCAUUGGCUAUCGGAAUAGUUCGUGUGGCUACUGCCACAAUAAACCAGGAAGCUUUUCAUACUAUGCGACUACGACCUCGUUGGAGCCAGAGUUUUACCAGUCUCUCCUCAAUCGCGGUUGGAGGCGCUCUGGUUCACUGCUCUACAAACCCAACCAGCGUAUAUCUUGCUGUCCUCAGUAUACGAUUCGCCUUGAUUCAGAAGCUUUCCAUGCUUCCAAAGAUCAACGGCAAGCCCUGAAUCGGUUCAACAAGUAUGUUCUUGGAAAUUCAUACAUCAAAGAGGCUGCGCGGCUAUAUCCAAAGUCACGCGAUCAAGCCAAGAAGCGUAAUACCGACUUCGACCUCCUCGAACGGAUACACGAGAGUGAAAAGGACCAUGUACAGACUCCACCUGAACCAGCCCACGCUCUGAGCGUCACUCUCGAACCCGACGACUUCACCGAGGAAAAAUACAAUUUGUUUGAAAACUACCAGCGCAUCGUUCAUCACGAACCUCCUAAUCGAAUUAGUAAAAGCGGCUUUAAGAACUUCCUCUGCUCAUCUCCAUUGCCUCGCAGAAAGGAGAGCUUUGAUGGGCGUGAGCGACGGCUAGGAUCCUAUCACCAGUGCUAUAGGAUUGAUGGAAAGCUUAUUGCCAUCGGAGUCUUGGAUCUUCUGCCAGAAUGUGUGAGUGCGGUGUACUUCAUGUACCAUGAAUCAGUACACCAGCACAAUUUUGGGAAGCUGGGAGCGCUGAGGGAAAUUGCCUUGGCAAAAGAAGAGGGCUACAGAUGGUGGUAUGCCGGAUUCUACAUCCACAGCUGCGUGAAGAUGCGUUACAAAGGAGACUAUUCCCCACAGUAUAUGUUAGAUCCUGAAUCUUACUCGUGGGAUCUCCUGGAUGAUAAUCUGAAGAGGAAGCUAGACAGGAGCAAGUAUUUGAGUUUGUCACGUGAACGCUCCGAAGGAGCUUCAGCGGAAGAAAAUCCACCAUCUGAAGCAUUGGAAGACCAGAUGGAGACUCAAGAUACCGCUGACGAAAAUGAGGACUUCGAGGUUGAAGAUUCUGACGAUGAACCUCCAGUCCCGGAUCCAGACGUCCCCUUGUUCGCUCGUGGCAUGCCGGGAGUCCUCACCAAAGACCAACUCCUGGCCGAUAUCGACCUUGAUCACAUCAAGCUUCGAGUUCGAGGCCAAGAGGCUGAGACUUGCGAUCUUGUGAGUUGGGAAACCAGGAGCAUUGAUGAUCCGCAUUCGAUCAAGGGCGCGAUUGCGGAAUUGGUAGCAGCGGUGGGUGUAGAUUUGGGAAGGGAGAUGGUUGUGAGUUUUUAAUUGAGUUCCGGGAUUGAUGCAAUAUGCCGGGGACCAUACGCCAUACACAAGGUAAUGAUUUACGAAAUGUGGAAUACCAAAGCUACCUUAGUUGCUUCUAGGCUUUAUGAUAAGUACAAAGUAUGUGGCAAAGACAGCAGCGCGCAUGUGUCAACUGCAUAUAUCAAAAGCGUUACUAUGCGACUGAAUGAACAAUCUCCUUCACCUCCGGGACCUUUUCUGCCAAGAUUGCUAUAAUCUCUUUCCACACUUCCGCCUGCAUCUUCUGUCCUUCAGGCCCAAAUAUAUUCUUCGCUGCGGCGACUUUAUAAUCUUCAUCUGACUGGUAAUGGGUGAUGUACUUUCCAUUCUCGGCCGGCGUGGUCAUUGCUGCAAGGACGGGUGUUCGAGCGCCACCUUCACUGG
This is a messenger RNA of Amorphotheca resinae ATCC 22711, 1755 nucleotides long. RefSeq lists its product as hypothetical. Gene Ontology annotation, biological process: protein arginylation. The transcript has 4 exons. The record is from RefSeq and is a predicted model, not a curated record. Bases 1 to 1350 code for a protein of 449 amino acids. Lineage: Eukaryota; Fungi; Ascomycota; Leotiomycetes; Helotiales; Amorphothecaceae. Gene Ontology annotation, cellular component: cytoplasm. Gene Ontology annotation, molecular function: arginyl-tRNA--protein transferase activity.